This is a messenger RNA of Leopardus geoffroyi (Geoffroy's cat), 4427 nucleotides long. RefSeq names its product ankyrin repeat and LEM domain containing 2 (gene ANKLE2). Gene Ontology annotation, cellular component: endoplasmic reticulum. The coding region runs from base 49 to 2937 and encodes 962 amino acids. Gene Ontology annotation, biological process: negative regulation of phosphorylation. The transcript is spliced from 13 exons. The record is from RefSeq and is a predicted model, not a curated record. Lineage: Eukaryota; Metazoa; Chordata; Mammalia; Carnivora; Felidae. Gene Ontology annotation, molecular function: protein phosphatase 2A binding.
CGGCGACCGGGCGGCGGCGGCGGCGGCGGCGGCGGCCGGGCGGCGGCGAUGCUGUGGACGCGGCUGGCGGCGGCCGAGUGGGCGGCGCUGGUCUGGGAGCUGCUGGGGGCGUCCGUGCUGCUGAUCGCGGUGCGCUGGCUGGUGCGGCGGCUGGAUAAGCGGCCGCAGGGCCCGGGCCGGAGCGGGCCUCCAGCCCCGCCGCCCGGCGCGGCCGCGAACUCGGCCCUAGACCCAGGUGAGAUGACAAUGGACGCUAUCUUGGCUCGAUUGAAACUCCUGAAUCCAGAUGACCUUAGAGAAGAAAUUGUGAAAGCUGGAUUGAAAUGUGGACCCAUUACGUCAACCACAAGGUUCAUUUUUGAGAAAAAAUUGGCUCAGGCUCUACUGGAGCAUGGAAGAACACUGCCUUCACAGCCUCCUGGCCACGACAUGUCAGGAGCCACAACCAUAAGCCAGGACGCACAGAGAAAUUGGAAGUCGGCUGUAGGGAGCCAACCUGAGCAGGUUGGCUUGUCUGAGGACAGAGAUUUUGGUUACAGCGUGGGCCUGAAUCCUCCAGAGGAAGAUGUCGUGAUGUCUAAGACCUGCUCUCUGUCCUUCGGUGCUGCCACUGGGGUCAACGGUCACAAAGCCACGGUGACGGCCUCUGCAGGGCCGCCUCUGUACUAUGGGGUAUGCCCGGCGUACGAGGACAUCCCUGCAAGAAAUGAAAGGAUUCAUGUUUAUGAAGAUAAAAAGGAAGCACUGCAAGCUGUCAGAAUGAUCAAAGGAUCUCGAUUUAAAGCUUUUUCAAGUAGAGAAGAUGCUGAGAAAUUUGCUAGAGGACUUUGUGAUUAUUUCCCUUCUCCCAGCAAAGCCUCUUCAGCACUUUCUCCUGUGAAAACAGCACCACUCAUGAGCAGUGGUGGGCUGAAAGAUGGUUUGUACCCACCUGAGUCUGAAACUGUAAACAAAGAGCGAGCCAACAGUUACAAAACCCCCCGUACUCAAGAUCUCACUGCCAAACUUCGAAAGGCUGUGGAGAAGGGAGAAGACGACACCUUUUCCGAUCUCACCUGGAGUAACCCCCGGUAUCUGAUUGGUUCGGGGGACAAUCCCACCAUUGUGCAGGAAGGAUGUCGGUACAAUGUUAUGCAUGUUGCUGCCAAAGAGAAUCAGGCUUCUAUCUGCCAGCUGACCCUAGAGACUCUGGAAAACCCCGAGUUUAUGCGACUCAUGUACCCGGAUGAUGACCAGAACAUGCUGCAGCAGCGCAUCUAUUACAUCGUCGACCUGUACCUAAACACGCCUGACAAAGUGGGCUAUGACACACCAUUGCAUUUUGCUUGUAAGUUUGGGAAUGCAGACGUGGUCAAUGUGCUUUCUUCACACCCUUUGAUUGUAAAAAACCCAAGGAAUAAAUAUGAUAAAACUCCUGAAGAUGUCAUUUGUGAAAGAAGCAAAAAUAAGUCUGUGGAGCUGAAGGAGCGGAUCAGAGAGUACUUAAAGGGCCACUACUACGUGCCACUCCUGAGAGCUGAGGACACGUCGUCUCCGGUGAUCGGGGAGUUGUGGUCUUCAGACCAGAUGACCGAGACCUCUCACGUCAGCCAUGGUGGAGGCGGCCCCAGAGACCCUGUUCUGACCCUGCGAGCCUUUGCAGGGCCCCUCAGCCCAUCCAAGGCAGAAGACUUCCGCAGGCUCUGGAAGACCCCACCUCGAGAGAAAGCGGGCUUCUUUCACAGUGUCAGGAAGACGGAUCCAGAAAGAGGCGUAGAGAGAGUGGGAAGGGAGCUGGCUCAUGAGCUGGGGUAUCCCUGGGUCGAGUACUGGGACUUUCUGGGCUGCUUUGUUGACUUGUCUUCCCAGGAGGGUCUGCAAAAACUAGAAGAAUAUCUUGCUCCCCAGGAAGUGCGCAACGAUGCCCAAGAGUCGGGAGAAAACGAAGCCAGCCAUCAGGACGCCUCUGUCUCUGGCCGCCGGAAGUGCAGCAAUUCCAUCUCCGUGAGGGCUUUUCUGGACGAAGAUGACGAAUUGAGCUUGGAGGAGAUUAAAAAUCGGCAGAACACAGCUCGGAAUAACACCCGGCCCACACUUGGCACUUUUGGGGACUUGGAGUGUGACAUCCUUCCCUUGGAGCAGGAGACCGAACUCAUAGAAGCCUCCACCCUGACCAGUGCCCACAGCAGCAAGAAUGGAUUUUGUAGCCCCCUAAGCGGAGGCCAGACUCUGGGGAGGAGGCGGCCAGAAGCCCCGCGUGGGGAGGAAGCCCUUCUCUCACCGGUGCCGGGCCUGACUGUUGAGUUUGAUAAACUAAAUUUGCAAGAUCUAGGAAGUAACUUUUCUAAGACCCCAAAUAAAAAUAUGAAAACUGCAGACAGACGGAGCCCGACAUCAAGAAUGGAUGCGGUGGAGAGGGACUUGUUAGAGCCGUCUGCUGCUGAUGCUCUUACAAAUGAGCAAAUGAGGACAGAAAAUGAAGUGUCAGCCAGAAUUGCUAAGAUACGCCUGGGUCUUGACGCUCCUGGGCACGAGGCACAGCAGAGCUACAGUUCCCCAUCCCCAGAGCCCUCAGGGGUCCCAGCUAGGAAGGAACCCAUCCAGAGGCUCUUCCUUUUUGGAGAGGAGCCGUCCAAACUGGAUCGGGACGUGUUGGCCGCUCUGGAGGGUACGGAUGUGGACCCACAGCGGUACCCGGCUGUCCACAGGUGGAAGAGCGCCGUCCUAUGCUUCUCCCCCUCAGACAGACAGAGUUGGCCGAGCCCCGCGCUGAAAGGGAGGCUGGAGUGUCGGCAGCCGGAUCUUGGCGGCCCCCACAGCUGCAGCCCAGGGAGAAGCCCUGGGAAGCCCGGCCCCACACCCCACUCCCCGGGCCUGGGCAGCCCUGGGCGCUAUAGCCCCGCAGGCGGGGGCCGCCUCCGCAGGAUGGCGCGCCUGGCCCAGCUCACGGCCUUGUAGGGCUGGUGCCGGCUGCUGGGCGUCUUUUAUUCUGUGUUUGUAAAGAAAGAAGGGUAACGUGUUUAUUGCUAAAAUUCUACCAAAAAGAAUAUAUUCUGAUUAAUUUAUUCUCAUUUUGAGAGUUAAAAGAAUUUUAGAAAAUGCACAUUUUUUUUUUAUAAAAUUUCGUUCUCUGGUGUUUUGGGAGAACUUGAUGAAAGCAAACUCGGAUACAGAUUUUCUGAGAAUUGUCACUUGUACCGACGCAGACUCGAGCUCACCGUCCCAGGCGGACGCAGGUUGUGGGUGCCAGAGUUGGGGCAGCCAGAUCGGCGGUGGCGCCCCUCGAAUAGCUUCAUUCACUUCAGUUCCGUUCUUAGAACAGAUGAAUUUUGUGUCGUCUUCCUUUUCUGGGAAGGAGUCUUGGACUUUCUAGUUCAUGAUAGAAAAAUCUUUGUUUGCCAGUGGAUCCCAGUGGAUUAGGCCAGUUGAUAAAGGUGGCUGUCCGGCAGUAAACGAACCUUAAAUAGGUCUUAGACUUGCAGCAAUGUUUCUAAUUUGGGUCAUUACAAACAUUAAACUAGGUUUUCUCUGGGAAUAAAUCCUCUAGUCUGUAGGAGUCCUAGGAACUGUCCGUAGCACUGGACAGGCCAGCAGCAGACCUAAGAAACCUGCACUUGCAGUUACUUUGUUUAGUUGCCAGAGUGAUACCAAUAAAAUGAUCUUUAAGUUGUUCUCUGGUUUUCAAAUGUAUUGCAUAUUUUCGAAUUCAUUUCCUUCCGAUUUCCUGUGUAAAAGUGUUGUGUUUUAGUACAGAAACUAGAGGUUUAUCUGAGUCCUGGUCAGUUACCGUAGUGCAUUUAUUUCAGCUUCCCCUUGGCCCUGACCUCUUGGGGGGUCUGCCUGGAGCGUGGGGGCCACCUUAGAACCACUGCCAUGACUGACACCCAACCCACGGCCCCACGUAGAGGGCCGACCUUUCUCGGGUGUACGUGACCGCUCACAUGCUAUUGGUGCUCUGUGAGCAUGUCCAGUGUUCUCCAAAAUGCAAAGCUCUACCAAUUUUUGCUAAAUUCAGUGCCUUUUGUAAAUUAUUUUUUAUUUUCCUGAAACUUGCUUUUUUGAGAAUAUACAGAGAUACUAAGUAGGCAUGAGGUUUUUUUUUUUUCUAUGAAAACUCUGAUUGGGAACUUGUGUUUAAAAAAAGUUUAUUUCUUUCAUGUGUUAAUAAAGACAGGUCAGGAAUAUUGGAAUCUAGAUUUAGAUUUAAAAAUUUUAAAGGUUGUUACAUAGAGUGUGUAACACUGGUGUGACAAUCUGGAUAAAACACAGAAAAAUACAUUCUAUUCUAAAAGCCAAUGGCGUUUAUAAAAGGCAUCUUUGUUCUCAAAAGAAAUUAGAAUACAGAUAGCAUAUUCACAGUGGCAAUCUGUUUUCUAUAAAACCUUACCGUACUGUCCUGUAUGUUGUUGUAAAUAUCCAGGUGGAAAUUAAAAGUGUUUCUGUCCUAA